AGAAACAAGCAAUUCUGCUUCACUUCCCAUGUUAAAUAUCAAACAGUGCUCACUUUCUUCAAUAGCUUUCUUUCAUAGCAUGAGAAGUUGCAGCAAAGGCCAAACGGGUGCAGAAGAGUCUGAACCAAAAGGAAAUAGCAGACUCAGAAUGAGCUCUUCCAGCACUAGCAGCACAAAGAGCUUAUCAUGGAAGCUUGAAAAUAUUGAUGAAAGUGUUCCUGCUCUUUGGCAACCACCUACAGUCUCUUCUUGUGAUGCACCUGAAACUCCUACUGAGUCUAUGGAGUUUCUUGCUAGGUCAUGGAGUCUUUCUGCUAUGGAGCUUUCUAAAGCUCUUUCUAAUACUCAUGUUGCUUCUGAUCAUAAUGUUAAAAAGCCAAAUUUGCAUUCUGUUGAAGCUGAAGGGCAAGAUGAAAAUGCACAAGCUCGCAAAGAAUCUUUGCCGAGUGGCGCUAGUGGUAGCCCUCCAAUAUCUCCAAGAGACAGUGAAGAAAUGAAGGAAUUAUUCUUACUUCAUCAAGCACUCAAUCCAGAAUUUCUUUCCAAUCAACAACUGCUCAAAACUGGGCUUUACAAAAGCAUAAUUAAAGGGCGAACAAUGGGAAGAUGGUUGAAAGAUCAAAAAGAGAGAAAAAAACAGGAGAUCAGAACUCAUAAUGCGCAAUUGCAUGCAGCUGUAUCUGUAGCAGGGGUUGCUGCUGCUGUUGCAGCACUUGCUGCCUCAAAUGCCAUGUCUGCAGAAAUAGCAGCAGCCCGGCAUAAGACACCUUCCAAAACAUCAGCUGCAAUGGCUUCAGCAGCAGCUCUGGUAGCAUCUCACUGCAUUGAGAUUGCAGAGGAAAUGGGCGCUGAACAUGAUCAAAUCUUAACAGUUGUCAACUCUGCUGUUAAUGCAAGGACUAGUGGAGAUAUCAUGACCCUUACAGCUGGGGCAGCUACAGCCUUAAGAGGAGCUAACACUCUAAGAGCAAGGUUGCAAAAGGGGCAUGGAAGUACAGCUUUUGCUUUGGCGGAGGAAAAGGGUGAAGAAGGCAAAGAAUCUAACAUCGUAACAGCUUUGAAUUUUGUGACUAGAGGUGGAGAACUUCUCAAGCGUACAAGGAAAGGAGCUCUACACUGGAAGCAAGUUUCCUUUAAUGUGAAUUCAAAUUGGCAGGUGGUAGCCAAAAUGAAAAGCAAGCACAUGGCAGGAACAUUCACAAAAAAGAAGAAGUGUGUAGUCUCUGGAGUAUUCAUUGACAUCCCAGCAUGGCCAGGAAGGGAGAAAGAAGACAGCAAUGGACAAAGAGCUUACUUCGGGAUAAAAACAGCUGAAAGAGUAAUAGAGUUUGAAUGCAGAAGUAAAGGUGAAAAACAGAUGUGGACUGAGGGGAUUCAGCAUAUACUGAAUUGCCAUGGUAAUAUAAAACCUGAGUCAUACUUUGAUUGCUGCAAAAACUAGCCUUCGACUUUUGUAAAGUGAUUAACAACAAGAAAUGUAUAUUUCUGAGACUUCAUUGGCAAGUAAUAGUAUCAAGCAAAAUGUAAAUGCACUUA
This is a messenger RNA of Jatropha curcas, 1536 nucleotides long. RefSeq names its product phosphoinositide binding protein. The record is from RefSeq and is a predicted model, not a curated record. Lineage: Eukaryota; Viridiplantae; Streptophyta; Magnoliopsida; Malpighiales; Euphorbiaceae.